AUGCCUCGUAAGAAAAAGUUAAGCUUAAACUUAUAUCUAUUAGUUUAUAUAAGAGUUAAGGUCUAUAAAGAUACUAGCCUAGUUUAUAAAGAUAUUAGCCUAAUAUUAGUUUAUAAUAUAUUUAUAAGGGCUAAUAAGUAUAGUUACCUUCUUUAA
Molecule: messenger RNA, 156 nt
Organism: Beauveria bassiana ARSEF 2860
Lineage: Eukaryota; Fungi; Ascomycota; Sordariomycetes; Hypocreales; Cordycipitaceae
Exons: 9
Coding region: 1-156 (51 amino acids)
Source: RefSeq, a predicted model, not a curated record